AAUGGCGAAUUAAAACCGGAGAACUUCAUGUCUGGCUUCGAUUAUGUACCCGAACAUUUUUGUGAUGCAAUCCUAACAGCUGCCGCUGUAUCCAACGGUCAGCAACAGCACAUGCAGCAUCAAAAGGAUCAGCAACAUGCGGCACAACAACAGCAGCAGCAACAACAACAACAGCAACAGCAGCAAGAUCAUACGAAUAAUGAUGGCGAAACAAAUGAUGCACCCGGUUCGUCUAAUCACACCGACACGCAUGGUGGUUCAUUCCAGACUCCCGGCGUUAGCAUGCAAUCACAUAACGGUGACCAUGUCUCGGGUAGUAGCUCGUCACAGCAACACAAUUCCAUGCCACAUCUGCAGGCGUUUCACGGUGGCUUGCAUUCGCAUUUGUUGCGUCGCCAGCAGCAUGCUGCUGCUGCAAUGCAGCGUGAAUCUGCAUUCGAGGAAAAACUCUUGCAAUUUAUGCAAGAUGCCUUUCCAAAGAAAAGCAAAAAACGUAAGAAUCGUGAUCCGGAUAAGCUGUUUUUACUUUCGCUCUACGAGGAGAUUAAGCGUGUGCCCGAAGAGAUUCGCCUUGAUGUAAAGGGCGAACUCAUACAGGUGCUAAAGAAAUACCAGAAGAAGGCACCGGUUAAACAGGAAAAACCCCAGUCGCAAACACAUACACAGUCAGCAUCGUCGUCGUCGAGCAAGCAAAGCUCUUCUACGGCAAAUGAUAAAAUACAAUUAGCGCAACAUACACAACUAUCACAUAGCAUGUAUCAGCUGCAGAAGAAAUAUGAUAAGAAUGAAAAGGAAGCCUCGCCGCAAUCACAAGUCGAACGUGUCUCGGCAUCGGCUGUUGCACUACAUGCUCAACAACAAUUGCCACACGCGCUAUUCCAAUUGCAAAAGAAGUAUGACGAGGGUGCCGAGAAGGUACAUCAACAGAAUGAGCAACGCAAACAUGUUGAUGGUAACCACCAACAGCACAAUAGUCAUCAGCAGGCGCCGGCACCACCCACCAGUGAACAGCAUUUGCAUCAUCCACAAAUGGCACAUGGCAUUAUGUUCCCAUUGCCACAAAUACGCAACGAGCAACCCACAGCACAACAGCAUCAUACACAUAACCCACAUCAGCAACAGCCGCAACAUAACCCACACCAACAGCAGACGCAACAACAUCAUCCGCCCACCAUAUUUGGCACAUCGGCCGCCUCCAGUGCCAUGAGUACCGAGCGGCCAGCCAUGGCGUAUGAGAAUGUCGGAUGAAUGCUGAGCCGCCUAUGGGAAGCGGCAUGCGAGGGCCGCAUGCCGGUAACGACGACGUCGACGACAAUGGCGGCGCUCGCAGAUGGGGAGACAUGAAAGGGGAAUGUUUACCGGACAAGUUCUACAUGUACAUAUAAUAUCUACUAAACAUACAAUGCUAGUAUACAAUAUUAAAAAAGAAAGAAAAAAUAUAUAUAAUUAAAAUAACUCGAAAUCACUUAUAUAAAUAUGCAUACAUAUAAUACAAUAUAAUUGUUA
Molecule: messenger RNA, 1506 nt
Organism: Rhagoletis pomonella (apple maggot)
Lineage: Eukaryota; Metazoa; Arthropoda; Insecta; Diptera; Tephritidae
Product: putative mediator of RNA polymerase II transcription subunit 12
Exons: 2
Molecular function (GO): DNA binding
Source: RefSeq, a predicted model, not a curated record